This is a messenger RNA of Miscanthus lutarioriparius, 600 nucleotides long. Lineage: Eukaryota; Viridiplantae; Streptophyta; Magnoliopsida; Poales; Poaceae. The record is from the annotation of a GenBank genome assembly.
AUGGUGAUCAACCUCUGCAAGGAGCUCAUCGUCAGCAGCGACAAGACCAUCGACGGGCGCGGCGCGCAGGUGCACGUCACGGGCGCGCAGAUCACGCUGCAGAACGUGCACAACGUGAUCCUCCACAUCCACGACGCCGUCCCGCGCGGCGGUGGCGUGAUCAGGGACUCUAAGCACCACUCGGGGGUCCGCGGGGAGAGCGACGGCGGCGGCAUCUCCGUGAUGGGGUCCAGUGACAUCUGGAUCGACCACGUGUCCAUGCGCAGCUGCGCCGACGUGCUGGUGGACGUGGUGGAUGGCUCCACCGCCGUGACCAUCUCCAACGGCCACUUCACCAAGCACGACCACGUGAUGCUGUUCGGGGCCAGCGACAGCGCCGCCAAGGACAAGAUGAUGCAGGUGACCGUGGCGUUCAACCACUUCGGCAAGGGGCUGGUGCAGCGGAUGCCGAGGUGCCGCUACGGCUUCUUCUACGUGGUGAACAACGACUACACGCACUGGCUCGUGUACGCCAUCGGCGGCAGCCAGAACCCCACCAUCAUCAGCCAGGGGAACCGCUUCCGCGCCGUCGACGACAGGAACUUCAAGGAGGUGACCUAG